UAGUACACUUUUCCAAUCCCGCGAUAUAGUAUGUUUAUGUGCGAUUUAAAUUUCAGAAAAAAAACUAACUGACUGGUUGUGUUGAAUAUUGAAAAAUGAAAGUGCUUGUUCGUUAUUGAAUCAUGUUAGCACUAGAUUUCUAUUUGGUUUUGUUCCAAAUAGUUUUGUGAAACUGUGUGUUUUCUGUAUGUGGAUUAGUAAAGUUAGUGGGCUCAGAACUUGUUUUCAGGACUCUGUCGCUAUGUGUUUCAUCUGUCGAGGACCAUCAACUAUCAACAAGAGGACCUAAGACAAAUAGGAUAGGACGACACAAAUUCCUAGACGAAAGUGCUAUCAUUACAAGCACAGAUGGAAACAAACAUAGAGAAGCAGAGUGGGCAUCAUAGAACAAAAGAGGCCAGAAAACUACCAACAGGAUCUUCUGUAACUACAACCCAACCAUCAAAACUGCCACAAACUAUUAGUACAUGUUCAAAUCAACCCGAUGAAGAAAAUAGGGAGAAAGAUAAAAAUGGACUGAAAAAGAAGAAAAGAAAGAUAAGGAAGAGAUCAGUUUCUAGCUGUGGGCCUUCUCGGACUAGACCCAAUCUUACAAAGAUUGAUAUUGAACACUCAGAAAAUGAAGUCGAUCGCAAUCGUCCACCCGUAUGUAAAAAGAUGAAAAAAUCUCGAGAUUCAAUGUCAAGGUCACGGUUAAGAUCACAAUCAAGAAAUCGUCCAAACAAAGUUUUAGAUUUGCACAACUUUGAACUGACCAAGGCUAUGAUAAAGUUUUUCGAAUUUCUAGACGAGAGCAACAAAGAAUACAACGCAAACAAUAAAAAGCUACAGCACCGAUAUCUUUCUGUCAUAACAGGCAGGGGUUUACAUAGUAAAGGAGGCGUCGCAAAAAUUAAGCCCGCGGUUCAGGCAUAUUUAGAUAAGUAUAAUUACAAGCAUUACUGGAAAUCUGAAGGCGGCAUGGUAGUCAUUGAUUUGUUUAAGCCUUUGAGCCCAGUUCAGAUCAACAUUGAAAAAUAAUUUUGGAUACAUUUUUAUUACAUUUUCUGAAUAUGAAAACGGAAUUAAACUAAAGUAGCAAUAAAUAUAAAUAAAUGUAUAAGUUGUAAGUUGUCAUCUAGCAAAUACAGCUUUCUUCCAUGUCCUAUUAACUUAAAUAACAGUUUUAUUUCAAUAAUCCUUGAAAUAAUGUGAAGUUAAUAGAUGUUCUAUUCAAAAUGAUAUGUACAGAUAGAUAAGUGUAUACAAUUUUUCUUCAAA
Molecule: messenger RNA, 1260 nt
Organism: Physella acuta
Lineage: Eukaryota; Metazoa; Mollusca; Gastropoda; Physidae
Cellular component (GO): nucleus
Molecular function (GO): endonuclease activity
Source: RefSeq, a predicted model, not a curated record